Rhodamnia argentea is the source of this 967-nucleotide messenger RNA. RefSeq names its product exosome complex component RRP41 homolog. NCBI's taxonomy places the organism in Eukaryota, Viridiplantae, Streptophyta, Magnoliopsida, Myrtales, Myrtaceae. The transcript has 12 exons. Bases 122 to 847 code for a protein of 241 amino acids. The record is from RefSeq and is a predicted model, not a curated record. Gene Ontology annotation, cellular component: nuclear exosome (RNase complex); nucleolus; cytoplasmic exosome (RNase complex). Gene Ontology annotation, biological process: U4 snRNA 3'-end processing; rRNA catabolic process; poly(A)-dependent snoRNA 3'-end processing.
CUCCGUCGCUCACGGCUUUUCUUGCCACCGUCGAUGAACUCCCAACGAGCAGCGUCGUCGUCGCCGGACCUCAGACAGUGAUUGAAGCAGUUUUCUAAGAAUCCCGGUGCUUUCACAAGAGAUGGAGUACGUUAGCCCUGAAGGACUCCGCAUUGAUGGUCGACGGCCCAUGGAAAUGAGGAAACUUCAAGCAGAGAUUGGGGUUGUCGCCAAGGCUGACGGUUCUGCUGUUUUUGAGAUGGGCAACACCAAAGUCAUUGCUGCUGUUUAUGGUCCGAGAGAGGUGCAAAACAGGAGCCAACAACUGAGUGAUCAGGCUCUGGUACGCUGUGAGUACAGCAUGGCUAAUUUUAGUACUGGAGAUCGAAUGAGAAAACCUAAGGGUGACAGACGGUCAACAGAGAUAUCUCUUGUUAUUCGACAGACAAUGGAAGCAUGCAUAUUGACUCAGCUUAUGCCUCGAUCUCAGAUAGAUAUAUACGUCCAAGUUCUUCAAGCAGAUGGAGGAACUCGGUCUGCAUGCAUCAAUGCUGCCACUUUGGCCCUUGCUGAUGCUGGUAUACCAAUGCGUGAUUUUGUUACAUCAUGCAGUGCUGGGUAUCUUAAUAGUACACCACUUCUCGAUUUGAAUUAUGUAGAAGAUAGUGCAGGAGGCCCUGAUGUUACAGUUGGAAUUCUACCAAAACUGGACAAAGUGACCCUUCUGCAGAUGGACGCUAAAUUACCUCUCGAUAUCUUUGAAAAUGUCAUGCAACUUGCGGUGGAAGGCUGCAAAGCAAUUGCAGAUUACAUUCGAGAAGUUUUGAGCGAGAAUACCAAACAACUAGAGUACCGGCGGGGGUUGUAGUGUUUUAAGGUGAUGCUUGUUGCGCUUCUGGACAAAGGUUCGUAUGUGAAAUUUGGAUUUGACUCCUCAGAAAAGGCGGGAUGCGAAAAAGGAAAAGAAACUUGCUUACUCUGUUGCAUU